AGCUGGUAGGGGAGGAGAGGGGAGAGGACUGGGGCUGGCUGGGUUAGUUCAGCAGGAAGCGGCUGUGUGGAGCCAUGCAGAUCCAGUCUUCUGGUCCACAGUCCAAAGCCUCCAGCUUCAUCCUCAGUCAGAGAUGUGUGCUGGCCUCCAAAAUGGAAAUCCACCGUGAACAGAGUAUCUGCCAGGCGCGAGCCGCUGUUAUGGUGUAUGACGAUGCCAAUAAGAAGUGGGUCCCAGCUGGUGGUUCCACGGGCUUCAGCAGAGUCCACAUCUAUCACCAUACGGGCAAUAACGCCUUCCGCGUAGUGGGACGCAAGAUCCAAGAUCAUCAGGUGGUGAUAAACUGUGCCAUUCCCAAGGGGCUGAAGUACAACCAGGCCACACAGACCUUCCACCAGUGGCGCGACGCCCGGCAGGUCUAUGGCCUCAACUUCGGCAGCAAGGAGGAUGCCAACGUAUUUGCCAGUGCCAUGAUGCACGCCCUGGAGGUGCUCAACUCCCAGGACACAGGCCCUACAUUGCCCAGACAGGGCCCCCAGGUUCAGAAUGGCCCGACUCCAGAGGAGAUGGACCUGCAGAGAAGGCAGCUUCAGGAGCUGCAGAGGCAGAAGGAGAUGGAACGGGAGCAUCAGGAGCGAGAGCGUCAGGAGCGGGAGCGUCAAGAGAGGGAACGUCAAGACAGGGAGCGUCAAGAGAAGGAGCGUCAGGAGCGGGAGCGCCUGGAGCGAGAGAUGCUGGAGCGCGAGCGGCAGGAGCGCGAACGUCAGGAACGGGAGCGUCAGGAGAGGGAGGCACAGGCGGAGAGGGAGCGCCAGGAGCAGCAGGAGCGCAGCGAGCGUGAGCUGAUGGAGAGGGAGAAGACAGAGAGGGAGCAGCAGGAGCAGUUGGACAGAGAGCAGCAGGACUGGGAGAGAGGGAGACGCAUCUCCAACGCCGCUUUUGAAAGCACCCUGUACACUCCCACGCCUCAGGAGUACAGCAGGACGUCCUCCACGCCCGUAUCCCCAUCCACGCCCACUUAUCCAGCACCUGGGACGCCGUCACCCUCCUCCACAACUCCACCAACCCCACCUCUAAGGCAUUCGGCCUCCCGAUUCGCCACCUCGCUCGGUUCUGCCUUCCACCCAGUCCUGCCUCACUACGCCACGGUCCCGAGGCGACAGCAAGCGUUCCCCCAAGCCCCGCCUCCUGCUCCGGCCCCUGCCCCUGCCCCGCCUCCUCCACCAAAGUCUGUCGUUUGGUCAACUUGCAACUUCACUCCCUUGCCCCCCUCGCCCCCUGUCAUGAUAAGCAGCCCCCCGGGGAAGGCUGCAGGUCCACGGCCGCUCAUCCCGAUCGCAGCACCUUCUCCUCUCACCCAGAAGCCCCCCUCACCGGCCCCUAACGGCCCACCCAUGUUCCCCGCACCUUCUCCUGUGACCAUCCCGCACAGCCACACCCCUAUCGGCAUCGCUUGCCCCACCCCGCCUCCCCCACCCACCCCACCCCCUCUCCCCUCCCCCAUAGCUCCCCUUCCGUCUUCCUCCUUCGUCUCGUCUCCCCCCUCCUCAUCCCAGGCUCCUGGUGUGCCCUCUCCCUCCACAGCACCCCCUGCUGCCGCAGCCGCCGCCACCUCUGCCUCUGCUGAGCACCUCUCCCUCCCCGUGGGCCUGGGCCUGUCGGGGCCGGGGGAGCCGGACACCGCUACAGGCCCAGAGACCCACCUUCCUCAGGGGGGCUUCUCCUGUCAGUCCCAGGACGUGGUGCAGACCCCGGGCUUGACCACCCCGACCCCUCCCCCACCUCCACCCCUGCCACCCGGUUCCACUGUGACCUCCGCGGCUGCCACCCCGGCUGCCACCCCCUCUACCCCAGCCGGCCACCCUCCCCCACCCCCACCUCCUCCUCUCCCUCCUACGCUGACUCCAGGCGGGACCCCCCCUCCUCCACCAGGUCCGCCCCCUCCUCCCGGAGCCCCCCUCCCUCCCCCAGCGCCUCCCCUUCCCGCCGGACUCUUCUCUCCUGCCGAGGACCGUCCCACCUCAGGCCUGGCCGCUGCCCUCGCCGGAGCCAAGCUGCGCAAAGUGCCAAGGAGUGAUGAUGCAGGGGCAGCUCUGGCAGCAGCCAUGUUGGGGGCCGGAGGGGCCAAAUCUGAAGCCAGGGGCAACGGCCCUUUGCCCGGAGGAGGAGGGCUGAUGGAGGAGAUGAGCGCCCUGUUGGCCAGGAGGAGAAGAAUCGCAGAGAAGGGCUCGUCACCUGAACCUGACCAGAGAUCAGUAAAUCUUGACUUUGAAUUCCCUGCAGACCUUAAUCCCUCCUGGUGUGCCCUCAUCUGUCAGUACACCAGGUCGGCCUCUGUUCCCCAGCCCAGUGACUCUGACAGCAUGUUUGACAGCGCCUUACGCUCACGCUCAGCAGAGAACAGGAAGAGGAAGAUGAGUGCAUGCAACGUUUUUUAUCUGUAA
This is a messenger RNA of Epinephelus lanceolatus (giant grouper), 2444 nucleotides long. NCBI's taxonomy places the organism in Eukaryota, Metazoa, Chordata, Actinopteri, Perciformes, Serranidae. The record is from RefSeq and is a predicted model, not a curated record.